GAUUAUUAAUCAUGUGGCUGCCGUGCGACUCCUUUUGCUAAAUUGAACUCUCUUGAACGACAAAACGCGAAAGCUUCUUCCUUCUUCCUCUCUAUUAGGAAAGCAACCAAUUAUUAGCAAUCCCUGUCUCUCGUUCGGGAUCCAUUAAUCGAUCUGCACUUUCAAUGUUGCAGCAAAAUUUAUCUGCCAAUUAAUGGAAGAUUGUGUUAGUUAGGGUUUCUUUUUAAGGAAUAUCCUUGGUUUUGUGUUCCUUAUGUUAUAAUUUUGAUUAUUUAUUUAUUUAUUAUAACAUUGGAAGCCGGAGAUUUUUGAAAUAUGGCUACGAGUUUCGAUCGGUGGGAGAAGGAUCCUUAUUUCCCUGCAGCCGAGGAAGUCCAGGAAUCCGCCGACAGGAUGGAAUCAACAUAUCGAACUUGGAUUCAUGCGAAGAAAGAUAAUUCAUUAUCUUGGGACUAUGAGCAACUACACAGGGACCUGCAUACUGCACUUGGCACUACCAAAUGGCAGUUAGAGGAGUUUGCAAGGGCUGUGCGCUCAAGUUAUGUUAAUCAAUUGAGUGAUGAUGCAAGGGACAGGCAUCGUGAAUUUAUUGUUGCCAUUGAUGAUCAGAUCUCAAGAAUUGAGAAUUCACUACAGGAAGCAACAUUGUGUCAAGGCAAGGCAUCAAUGCCGUGGGUGUCUUUGGAUGAUGGUGAAUGCGAUGAACUUGCCCUGUUUUUGUCUGGACAAUCUCCAUCCGAAGAGAAAAUUUCUUUAAAAAUUCACGAGAAGAACAGUGAACUGCCUCGACAAAAAGAUAAAGAAUCAGCUGUUGAUCAUUCAAAGAAUUCUAGCAAUCAAGUUGAGUGGAGUUCCUUGGAAGUCAGUGAGGGAAAGUGUGAUGGGCAUAGGAGGACAGCUAGUGCUAGUGCUGAUAUUGGUGCUUGGAAGAUUGCAAUUUCUGAUGAUGGUUACCUGCAGAAUCCUACCAACGGGCAUUGUCAACAACCCCCACGAAAGACACCCAGUUUUGCUGGAUUCUUAAAUUCCAUGGAAUUUGCAACCAAUUUAAAGUGGCCAAAGAGUAAUGUUAGGAAAUGGAAGGCAAUGGAUCGCCAACCAGAAAAAGAUACCACAUUACUACAACCUACACAGCCAACUAAGCAGGUCAUUAAUUCAUGUUAUGAAAAAAGUAAGAGUUGCUUGGAUUGUGAUGAUUGUUAUGAUAAACAACUUUAUGGCUGGUAUGGAGCUAUCCAGAGACAGCUUCAAAGGUCUCAGUAUCAGAUGCAAUAUAGUCGGCCUCUUCAAGUUACAAUUUGGAUUCUUCUUUUCCUUUGCUUGAUUGGUGAGCUUUCCUUAAACCGGAUUUGAUUUAGUGUCUCUCAUAAAUGCUCAUUUCAGGACCUAGCAUUGACAUGUAAUCCACCAGAAUCUUAAUUUUGAUAAAAGAAAUUAAUUUGUAGUAUUUAUGGUAACAAUUGAGAAAUAUGGGUAAUUUUGUAAAAAAAAAUAUGGGAAGAUGGAAGUAGAGAAACAGAAGAGAAAGAAAAGGAAAUUAGAGAAAGAAGGGAAGAUUCUGGAAGAGAGAGAAAAGAGGGAGUUCAGGGGGAGAGAGAAGAGAGUUCGAGAGAGAGGGAUGGUUUAGGGAGAGAAAUAGACUGUAGAGAGAUAAAGAGAUGCGGCCGAGAGAGAGGAUGAUCGAGAGAGGAGAGAGAGUGAGAUAAAGAGUUUAGAGAGAGAAAGAUAAUAAACUGAGAUUUUAUUUCCAAAGAUUACAUACCCGAGUUUGUGAUACAAUCCAUUAUUAUAUACAUGAAUCAGUAUGAAAAUCUUCAUUUGCAUUGUUAAACGCUGCCUGUUCGGGCAAGGGACGAGUUGGCUGGAGAGAGAAAAUCUGAAAUGCUUGCGUCCUUCACCGCAUGGAGAAGAAAUGGUUCACCGGUUCAGGAAUCGGUCAGACAUUUAAAUACUCCUCUGAAUGUGACACAUGUUGCUUCUUUUUCCUCUGAUUUGCCAUGUGGCCUGGUUUAAUUUCGGGCGGAAGUACACGCCGCUGACCCAUGUACCCUUAUGGGGCGUGAUCCAGUGCACUCAGCUCCAUUUUCCUCUAACUGCUCCCGGUUUUUUGAUUUCCAGCAUCCGGUUCCACUUUCUUCUCUGAGCACGUUUCUUCUUUCUUGCUCAUUUCCGGUGCUUCCUUGCUCAUUUUUGGGUGUAUGCACCCUGUUCUUAGCAGCUCACUCCAAGAUAUAUGCACUUUUAUCUCAUAUAUGGAGUCUUAGUUGGUGAUGUGCAUUAUGCUAAACAAUAUGAUGCGUGUAGAAUGUUCAUCUGUUAUGAUCAACUUAGUUUUAUAAGCAAUUAAAAAGAUAAUCAAUGCUUUCUAACGAUUGGUUUGAAAUGCUUCUUAUCUCGUGUUAUUUGUGCACCUACAAUAAAAAUGUGUGAAGUUGUUUGGUGUGGUGACCAAUUGGUUUAGUAAGGUGUUAAAUGUGUGUCAGGAGUGUCGGACAUCAACUCAAACAGGAGGAGAGAGAGAGAAGAAAGUAGACCAGAAGUUGUAGGAGAGAUAAAGAGUUUUAAGAAGUAGGAAGUAAGAAACAAGAAUAUCUCUGGAAUUAUUGGAUGCUCGAUGCAAGGAUAUUACCUAUUUAUAUAGUGGAUUGGAAGUAUAUCCUAGUAUACUCUGUCAUCCUAAUAACAGCCAUAGAUUCUUUAGCAUCUUAAUGGUGCACAUGUGCUAUUAUUAACUAGUCACCUACUAACAUCAGCUUGCUUGCAUCAGCUUUCACCUUAAAUAAACCGUAAGUGGCUUGUUGCAAGUGUUGGUGCUGACAAUACUCUCCCUCAAGCAGCAAUCUUUGUCCCCUAGGUUGAGAUGUGGAAAUUGUUUAGAGAGAUAUCCCGAUCUUCCCAAGUGCAAUCAUCCAAGUCUGUCCCCACCAACUGAACCAGCACUUGAUCCACUUCAUUUCCACUGUGAAGAAUUUUUCUCCUUUGCAAAAUAUUGUUUGGAGUUACCACCACCAUUCCUUAUGUGUACAUGUUCGGUCAUCAAAAUAUGUGUGUACCAGGGUUAUACUUCUUUAUUGUGAUUUGUGGAAGAUGGGAUGAAUUUGGACAAUCUUGAGUUACUUAAGCUUUUAACCAACCCCUCCAAUUUUUUGCAGAACCUCAAAUAGUCCACAAAAGCGAGGAGAAAGCUUUGUGGUGUGCCCUUUCCUUGUUGAACUUUGUCUGAAUGGUUGCAGCUUAAGAAGCACUAACUCAUGCUCGCUAAAGUGCCUUUUCACUCCGAUUUUUGUAUGCAAACUGCUUAACCUGCUGCUGUGCUUGCAACAGUUGAUGGCGGAUAGCCUGGCUCAUCUGCUGUCUUUCCUGUAUUAGGUCUUCCAUCUAUGGAUAUAAAGAGUGAAAGUCCACCAUAUCUAAGAAAUGUGGUGGAGCAAAGCCAUGCAGUGCCUGAAAAGGAGUCAUCUUCAGGCCAGUGUGAUAAGCCAUACGCCUUAGGUACAUUUCGAGGCAUUGAUUCAAGGACUUGCUCUUGCCAUCUGUUUGUGGAUGGUAGGCAAAGCUAUAGUGUAAAGUUGUACCCAACAAUUUCAUCAAUUAUCUCCACAAAAGACUCGUAAAAAUCUUAUCCAUCUCUGAUGCCAAUAUCUUAGGAACUCCAUGAAGGCAAUGUACUCCCAAAUAUUUUCUGGCCACCCCUUGAGCAAAGAAGGGAUGUUUAAGAGACAUGAAGUGUUCAUAUGUUGUAAACUGGUCUACCACCAGCAGUAUAAUAUCCUUCCCCCCUAACUUAGGCAAUUGUUCUAUGAAGUCUGGGGAUACGUGUGUCCAGGCUGUGAAAAAAUAGUGAGUGGCUGCAAUAGGUUCAGUGUAGGCAUCUCUUUUUGUUUUACAAUGUUGACAUAUUUCAGAGUGUUGGAUCCAGUCCUUAAUUUUCUGUUUAACACCCGACCGAUAGAAGUGUUACUUAAGGCGUUCAUGCCUUAACCCCUGAGUGUCCGUCAACAGCCGAGUUAUGACAUUGCUUCUGAAUUCUUAAAGGUUUGUGCCUGAACUGAUCACCAACCAGCCUUUAUAUCUUAGUAUGCCAUUCUGCAAACAAAAAGAGGGCCUGGUGGUGGGGACCAGAAACAGUUCCUGCAUUGGUGCAUGAAGGGAUCUCCCGUGUAACUGUCCCAAACUUCACUCAACCCUGCAGGGGAUGUAAUUGUUAUGAUAGGUUGCAACUCAGGUGCUUCCCCUUCCUCGAGUCGUCUAGACAAAGAAAAUCAAUCCAAGCCUAAUAACUGCGAGACUCCCUCCUGUUUUGCCAUUGAUACCACUCUCUACUCCAAGAAAAUUUUUAAACUACGUUGAUCUGUUUUAAUCACGAAGGUGACUCCUUUCAGGUAGUGCUGCCACUUAGCCACAACAUACAAUAUUUCCAUCAAUUCUUUUUCAUAGACCGACUUGGUCUGGUUGGGACAUUCAGGGCUUUGUUAAUAGAAAUAAUUGGCCUGCUUUCCUGCAUUAGCACAGCAGUUCUGCUUGUAUCAAUUUCCAUCGUGACAGGCUUUAGGAAAAUCAGGGAGCCUCAGGACUGGAGUAGGUACCUUGGCUUUCUUAGAAUUCUGAAAUGCGUUGGCCACUUCUUGAUUCCAGCCAAAGACAUUCUUUUUGAGCAAAUCAGUAAGAGGCUUGCUAGUUUGGCCAUAAUGACGAAUGAACUUGCAGUAAUAUCUCGUAAGUCCAAGGAACCCCCUUAAAGCUUUAAGUGUUGUUGGCUGCGGCCACUUAACCAUGGCUUCUAUCCUUUGCAGGUCUGUUCUAACUCCUUGGAAGGAAAUUAGAUGACCCAAAUAUUCAAUCUCCUUUUUUAAGAAGGCACAUUUGGAUUUUUUGGCAAAUAAAUUAUUGAUGUCAGCACUGAUAACACUUGCUCCAGUUGUUCAAAAUGCUCCUCUUCGGUGACAUUAUAGAAGAGUAUGUCAUUGAAGAAUACGAGUACGAGCUUGGCGUAGGUACUCUUGGAAAAUAUGAUUCAUCGGGUGCGGAAAGCCAUUUUAUGGAUGUCGGCUUCUCUCACUCGUAUCAGAUAAUACCCGACUCUCAGGUCUAUAUUAGAAAAGACUGAAGGUCCGUUUAUUUCAUCCAACAAAUCGUCUAUGAUGGGGAUUAGAAACUUAUCUUUAACCAUGGUGGAAUUUAAUUCACGGUUAUCUAUGCAAAAUCUCCAGGUCCCAUCUUUUUUCAUGACCAGUAACAAUGGUGAAGAAAACAGAUUGAUGCUCGGCUGGAUUAUUGAUUCCUUCAGCAUUUUCUUCACCUGCGCUUCAAUCUCUUUUUUCAAGAAGUAAGUAUAUUGGUAGGGCCUGAUAUUCGCUAGAGAGCUGCUUUCUACCUGCUUAAUUGUAUGAUCAAAGGCCCUAGGAGGUGGCAUACCUUCUAGCUCCCCAGACGCAUCUUGGUUUUUAUCCAUAAUAGCCUGCAGUUGCUCACUUCCAGGCUUCCUCAUCAAUCUCUAUUCGGUUGUGGCUUCAUGCCCAAGACACAAAAUACCACACUCUCAUCCACUUGAUGCUCAUGUCUGACUAACUUUUUUACACAGUCAUUCAACAAUGGCAGAGUAGGCCCAUGAAGGUGUUUUUUUCCAGUGAAAUACUGGCUUCAGGCCAUUUCAAUUAUCGGCUGUUCCUGGAAGGGUGCCUGUUCAAAGGCCUGUUUCAAGGUUUGAGGCUUCAAUAACCAAAUCGUUGGUUGCAAUCCUGCCUUCAAGCCAUUGAUGAAGCUGGAUAUAAAGUACUUUUCCGUGGAGUUAUUAGCCACCAUUAUCUCCCCCAGGUGUUCGAAUUGCUCUUAAUACUCUAUUACCAUUCCCAUGUGAACCAAUUUGUUCAUUCCUCAAUAAAAUUUUUUCUGUCAGCUCCUCCAAACCGCCUGCAUAUCUUUCCAUGAAUGUAUCCCACUCUAGAUUCUCAUUCUUAGCCAACCAUCCCUAUUAUCGGAAAUCAACAAUUUCUUUCAGGAAUAGAGAAGCGUUUCAACUCUUUGCUCAUUUGAAGUAUUAUUCACAAAAAAAUACCUAAUACACCUUCUUAUCCACGCUUGGGGAUUUACACCCUGAAAUACCGGAAUUUCAACCUUUGAUAACGAAGGUGUGGAACUUGGAGUCAUCACACGACCAGUCUGCCUGCUGCCUCCAACCUCUCACGCCACUGAAGUAGGUAAUAGUCCUUUCUCGGAAGAAAGAACCGCUGAUUUAAAACUAACUUGAGUAUUGGAGUCUGACAUGCGCGAACUUUCGUGCAACAUUUCGACAGUCUGAUCAAAUUCCUUGAUGAACUUGCUUCUGUGUUUCAUACACCUCGGUUAUGAAUUAUGUAACUGCUGGUCAACUUCCUUGAUGGACUCUUCCAAUUGUUGAAUCUUUUGCUGUAGUGCAUGACUGCUUUUAUCUUUGACUGUGUCAUUGCACUUGUUGAUUCCUGCGUCUCUUCGGAAUUGAGCUGGCUAUGACACCACUUUGUUAAGAACUUCGAGCAUCAACUUUGACAGAAGGAGAGAGAGAAGAAAGUAGAAUAGUUUUGUAGGAGAGAGAGAGUUUUAGAGAAGUGGGAAGUAAGAAACAAGAAUAUUUCUGGAAUUAUUAGAAUGUUCAAUAAUUUCUAAGUACAGAUAAUAAUCCACCUAUUAUAGAGUAGCUCAGAAGUACAUCCUAGUACAGCCUGUCAUCCUAAUAACAGCCAUAGAUUCCCUAGCAUCCAAAUAGUGCACAUGUGCUAUUAUUAACUAGUCACCUGCUAACAUCAGCGUGCUUACAUCAGCCUGUGCCUCCAAUAAACCCCAAUUGAAUUGUUUCUAGUGUUACGCUGAAAUCUGUUAUAAAUCUGAACUUCGAAAUCUGUAUCCAUUUACUGAUCCAGAUUUAAUUGCAUGUUUAUCUCGUCUAUAGUACAUCAGCUUCUCGAUUGUGAUUUAGGGCUCAAUAAAUAGUCAAGAUUGAUCUUUAUUUAAUGAUUACUUCUUUCGGUGCAAAUUUCCUUCAAAGUUUGGAGACUUAUGCUGUGUGUAUUUGCUGCAGUUUUAAUUACUCUUUGUGCAAUCUAGAAGGGAGACAGGAUCUUGAUCUUUGGGAUGGAGGGUCUAGUAGGGACUAUUCACUAAUCAGUAAAUGCAAACUGGAUAGAGGGAGAAUAGGAAUUUAUCUUGUUCUCUUUAAUGCGGAACUGCACAGAUGGCUGUGAAUGUAUUGUUCAUUUAUUUUAUCUUUUUGUUUCCCUUCCAAUUUUGGUUGUUCCCAUGAAGGGUGUAUUCUGUUGUAUUGCUAUAAAGCGAAAAGGGACAUUUGGAUUAGAGAUUGAAGCCACGAAUGUUAGUCUUGUCCUAUUGGAUCUUGUAAAAAGCGAAAAGGGACAUUUGGAUUAGAGAUUGAAGCCACGAAUGUUAGUCUUGUCCUAUUGGAUCUUGUAAGUAUCUUUUUUCUUUGUAUAUGCCAUCCAAACUAACUUGUGUAGUUGUAUAGUCUUUGAUGUUUUCACUGUUGUAAUUUUUUUUCCUCUCAUAGUCAAAGCAACUUCAGAAUGUCACUUGGAAUGAACCAAAGAUCAAAACAUUAUACCCGAGCUGCAAAAUAUAAUGGCUGGGCACUUUACUGUA
This is a messenger RNA of Carica papaya (papaya), 7629 nucleotides long. Its product is annotated as Syntaxin/t-SNARE family protein. The record is from RefSeq and is a predicted model, not a curated record. Gene Ontology annotation, cellular component: membrane. NCBI's taxonomy places the organism in Eukaryota, Viridiplantae, Streptophyta, Magnoliopsida, Brassicales, Caricaceae. Gene Ontology annotation, biological process: Golgi vesicle transport.